CUUCUUACUCGAGGGAUCUUAACUUCACUAUCUCCCAUACCUUGUCUUCGUGUCUUUGUGUAUGGUUGCUGCGACCUUCGGUGUAAACACUCGUAGAAUUGCGGUCCGGUGUACCGUCACUUACUGCGUUGUCCAAGGUGUGGGAAUUGAUGCUUGACUCUGUGUAUUUGAUGUUCUGUUUUCUUCGCACCGUCCCAAUUGCGGUAAUGUCCCUUUAUCGCUCUGCGCCUGAAACGCCGGUCCCAGUUGAACGAACUUGUGAUUUGCCAAACAGUGUUGUUCAGAUGCCUAAGGUGCUCUGUAAGUGUCGGAACGUGUGAUGGAGUGGCCGUGAUAGUCUUUCCUGGUUGUUGAGUCGUUCCAUUUAAUGGACAUGUAUUAGCCGAAAUAGAUGACUGCACUCAGUUGCAUCCCGAAGUUAAAAGCCGUGGAUCGAUUAGGAAACCGGCUUACCGCUUCGAAGCUUUUGCGUUUCCUAAUUUCACUCACAACGAUUUCACGGGAAUGCUAAGAGUUUCACCUCUUGAGCAAAUCUACCUUCAUGGUUCAGAUUGUUGCGAGAUUACGGUUCAGUGAUAAACUCUAAAGUUGCCCGACAAACCUGUCAACAAGAUUGGAGGUGCUGCUGUUGCUUCAACUGGUUUCUUUUCCCGGUAUGUGGGAAUUCCGCCCGUUCGUUGUCAAGGGCGCAGAGGAUAGUAGCACAUACCACUACUGAGGUACUUAGAUUAUUGUGAGCUUCAUUCACCAGGUAAAAUUGGGUUUCACGCCGUUGGGUUAUCUAAAUAGAGGAUUCAGCCAUGGCUGCGGAGGUUGUCUGGAGAGAAGAUGGAAACAUAAGAAGCAGAUUUUUUCGGGGGAAUGAACAUGGGCCAACUAAAAAAUGCAUUUUCAAUCAGCUGCCGGAGUCAGUUAUUGAAUUGAUAUUCGAUCGGCUAGGGUCCAAAGGUGACCGCAGAGCAAUCUCUCAGGUGUGCAAGCAGUGGCAUAGGGUGGACGGUCUGACGAGGAAGAACAUUUACAUUUUCAACUGUUACUCCAUUGCACCCUCCAACCUUUCGAAACGGUUUCCAAACUUGGAAAAGAUUAAAAUAAAGGGUAAACCACGAGCUUACGAAUUUGGUCUACUGGUCGAGAGUUGGGGCGCUCAUGCAGGUCCGUGGAUUGAAGAGAUUGCGAGCGUAUACCCUAAUCUAGAGGGGCUUGCUUUGCGUCGCAUGGACAUCACCGACAAGGAUUUGAUGCUUCUGGCCUCCCGAUGCCCCAAUUUGCGGAAGUUGAAGCUGCACAAGUGCUCGGGGUUCAGUACUAGGGGGCUUGAGUUCAUCACACGGUCCUGCAGAACUUUGCGGGUACUGGAUAUAGACGAAAGUCACGAUAUGGAAGACACUGGUGGGCCUUGGCUGCAGUUGCUGGAAAAGGGUGACGGCAAAUUAGAAAGCUUGAACAUAGCGUCUGCAGGGUUGGAGGAGGAGAGCAUAAAGGAGGUGCUGCUGAAGCUCGCACCGUCCCUUAAGUGCAUCUCCUCCCUCAGGGUCAGCGAUAUGGAGCUGGGCAGCUUUUUUAAGAUCCUGGAUAACAGCGAGGUGCCGGUGGUAGAGCUAGGUCUUGGCUGCUACAGUUUAAGCCAGGAGGAUCCAAAGGAAUUGGUACCCUCGUUCUCGUCGCGGUUAUCAAAGCUCAAAAUUCUUGAUCUCAAGUUUACCACUUUGAAUGCUGAAAUUCAGAUCGAACUCUUGAGGCAUUGCUGUAGUGUCGAAGAGCUUGAGCUGCGAAGUGUUGUAGGGGACUGGGGAAUGCAGGUGAUUAGCGAGAAUUGCAAGCAACUGAAGAAAAUUCGAGUCGAUCAAGACACUUCACCGUACAUGACAAACCAUGUGACACAAAAGGGAAUGAUUAGCAUCUGCGAAGGGUGUCGAGAGCUCGACUUCCUUGUCAUGUAUCUUACGGACGUCAACAACGCAGCACUUGCUGCUGUCGGUCAAUACCUGCCGAAACUCAGCGACUUCCGCAUUGUGUUGCUUGAGGAUCAGGAUGACGUUGAGGACUUGCCACUCGAUGACGGCAUCCGCUUGCUCCUUCAAGGCUGCCCAAUGCUGAGUCGGUUCUCGGUGUACUUACGGCCAGGCGGCCUGUCGAACAAAGGGUUGGGAUACAUCGGAGAAUUUGGCUCGAAGCUCAAGUGGGUUCUCUUGGGCUCUUCAGGUGAAUCUGACGAAGGGUUCCGCCUCAUGGCUGAAGGUUGUCGGCAGCUGGAAAGGUUGGAACUUCGUAAUUGUCCCUUUAGCGACAAGCAGCUUGCAAUCUCAAUCUUAAACAACUUGCCACAUUUGAAAUACCUAUGGGUUCAAGGCUUUGGAGCUACGUCGGGUCUUGGUGUAGCUCUUGUGACCCAGAUGCCCGGUUUUGUCGUUGAGGUAAUGGCCACAGACCAGCAGAUCUUAGGGUAUUACACAGUAACGCACCCUCGCACGGAUAGUCCCGACUCUGUGUGUGUGAUUAACUAUGAUCCUCUUCUGGACAACAGUGCUGAAGUGUGUGAAGAAGGAUCCCAGGGAGACGCUUGCAGUUAUUACGCAGAGAGAUUAUAUUCCGAGCAUAUAUAUAGCUAUCUACGAGUUGACGAGGAGGCACCUUACCCUGGAGUUAACAAGAACAGCCAUCUCCCCAAAAUUGAUGAAAACACAUUGUACAGUGGAGUUGUAGGCCUUGAGAUGUACCUUGCAGGUGAUGACAACAGCGCCUCAUCUGAAUUUUGUGAAGACAGCGCUUGUAUAUGUUAGCCCAGGACAGUCACGAGCUAUGGAGAUUUUCAUGAAGCUGCCAGAGAAGUGUGUAAAUGGGAGAGUGCAAAUACGACGCUGCUGCGAGGGAGAUUUCAUCACACUAAAAAUUUAGGGUUUAGGGUUAGACUCCAGGCAUGUAAAGAAUUACCAUUUGUAAACAGUUUGGACAUAUCAAUUUGUUUGACUAGACGAAGAGGGAACAAGGUACUUGGUGCUUUGCAAUCCUCAUGACCAUCUUGUGUCAGAAGAGGUGACCAAGGCAGCCUAGGUGAUGGUCUUUUAGCCAAAAAUUUAAUUUUAAUUUUUGUAUGUUUUUAACUCGCUUCUACACUCUGCUGGGUGUAGUUCAUUCAUCCUGCCUCUUGUCCACACAGGCAUCAAAUCAGUCCGAUGCUACUUGUAGAUGUAAAUGUGUGGAUGAGGCAACAAAAAUUCUAACAUCCAAUUAAAAGUAA
Messenger RNA from Physcomitrium patens, 3241 nucleotides. Its product is annotated as coronatine-insensitive protein homolog 1b. Gene Ontology annotation, biological process: SCF-dependent proteasomal ubiquitin-dependent protein catabolic process. The record is from RefSeq and is a predicted model, not a curated record. Gene Ontology annotation, cellular component: SCF ubiquitin ligase complex. Gene Ontology annotation, molecular function: protein binding. Lineage: Eukaryota; Viridiplantae; Streptophyta; Bryopsida; Funariales; Funariaceae.